ACACAAUGUCUCCCAGUUGUCUCCUCCCUAAUCCCUUCGCUUUCCUUUGAUUGAACACGAACCUCACAGUUUCUGCAACAACUUAUUAUCAUGGCCGACAGCUCUUGGAGGGAUGGCAUUCUGCUCAAGAUUGUCAAUGUCAUCGUAUACUUCCUAUUCUUAGGCUCAAACAUUUACUCUGUCGCAGGUCCUGAGGGCGCAUACCGCUCAGGCAAGGAGACGUACUUCACACCCGCAUCUUACGCGUUCGCAAUUUGGUCACUUAUUCAUCUCCUACUGCUCGGUGCUAUAAUCUACCAGUUCUUCCCGGGCGGAAAGCGUGUGAUCAUUGAUGGCAUUUCGUGGCGCUUCCCACUGCUUGCCGUACUCAACGCAAUCUACGUGAAUGUGUGGAUUAAGCAAUAUUAUGUUGUUGCUUUCAUUUUUGCCUUGUUGGUCAGCUCUACUGUGACGCACAUCUAUUACAUUGUCCGUCGGUACCACAAAUCCGAAUCAUGGGCUGACGAACUAUUCGUGCAUCUCCCCUUCUCACUGUACCACGGCUGGACAACCGUCCUCGUCAUUCUCUCUCUCUUCGAAGCCUUCGGUGUGAAUGCACUCACUCAUAGCCCGGGAGUCUGGACAAAGAUUUUCGUCUUCCUCGGCCUCUUCUUCCUUGAAGCAACAGCAGCCACCUAUGCUUUCUCCGCUCCCGAAGGUGAUUUGGGCGGCUCAAUCGCAAUUGCGUGGGCCCUUUUCGCAGUGUUCGAGCACCAACGAUCGAGCGCGUUUAUCCAUUGGAGUGCGCUCGCGUUUGCGUUGUUGAGCUUAUUCUGGAUUGCGAAGAGCUUGUACGGACACCUCGUUGCACAUAGACAUGCAGGCGGCAUUUUGCAUGACGAGGAACGCGCGCCGCUCGUUGGGUCUUGAGCACGUGUUACAACAGAGGGCUCAUAAGUCUAAAUCAAGUUUUUCCAACAGACGAGAUGCUCCUACACUCUAUCCAUUUACUUCUUCUCCCAGUUAUGGGCGUUCACUUGUUCCCUCCAAUUCUGAGAUUGCAUUCUGUUCAUUUUUUCUCCUACUGUAACAUUUUGUGCAUUGCCCAGCAUCUUACCAUGUGACCUACCGCCUUCGGGCCUUUUAUAAGAACAGAUUUGACUCACAUCCGAUUAUGCGCUAUCUGCC
This is a messenger RNA of Fomitiporia mediterranea MF3/22, 1167 nucleotides long. RefSeq lists its product as uncharacterized. Bases 91 to 909 code for a protein of 272 amino acids. The transcript has 5 exons. The record is from RefSeq and is a predicted model, not a curated record. NCBI's taxonomy places the organism in Eukaryota, Fungi, Basidiomycota, Agaricomycetes, Hymenochaetales, Hymenochaetaceae.